Molecule: messenger RNA, 1245 nt
Organism: Ceutorhynchus assimilis (cabbage seed weevil)
Lineage: Eukaryota; Metazoa; Arthropoda; Insecta; Coleoptera; Curculionidae
Source: the annotation of a GenBank genome assembly
GGGAUGGUUUUUUGGCGAGUUGGAACAGACCUGAUACGGACGUUAGCUAGUCCUGCAAAAAGUCUAAAAACAAGAUGCAUAUACUCGACAAAUGUAAAAGAAAAGGGACGAAAUACAAUUUCAUGCAGUGACAGUGGCUGCAAUGGAAAAAUGUAUUGAUUAUUUUGUAUCAACAAAGUUAUUAUGAAUUUUUUGGAAAAAGAAAUAUUGUCAGUGCGUAAAAUAAGUACCAAAGACCACAAAAAACUGAAAAAUAUCAGUUUAACAUACAUAACAAAAGAAUCGCCUUUUGGAAAUUACGUGGCAGUCUUUUACAAUGACGAAUUGUGCUGCCUGAAGUUUUAUGAAGAUGCAAAUUUGAAUGAGUGUCUGGAAAAGAUUCAGGAAAGCUUUAAAAAAGCUGAAUUAAUUUACAAGGACCAUUUCGAACCUCCAAACCAGUUAAAAUUAUAUUUGAAAGGAACUGAUUUUGAGGUCUCUGUGUGGACAGAGCUCUUAAAAAUUGAAAAGGGGAAAACAAUUAAUUAUAAUGACAUAGCAACAGCUCUAGGCAAUCCAAAUUCGGUCCGAGCUGUAGGAAACGCAGUUGGCAAAAAUCCUAUCGCCUAUAUUGUGCCAUGUCACAGGGUGAUACGGAAAAAUGGUGAAUUGGGCGGAUUUACUGCAGGACCUCAGAGAAAAUUGGAAAUGUUUCAUUAUGAAGGAGCCAACAUAUAAAAUUAUUUCCUCCUAUAAUUGAAUUUGUUAACUUUAUAUUCAUUUGAAUUUUAAGAAUUAUAUAGAGUGUUUCAUUGAGUUUAAAUAUCAGUUUUUUAUUGAAAAGCAUAGAAAAUUCGUGAUAUGAUUCUCACCUUUCGUAUUAAUUUGACAAUGUUCAGCAGAAACACUUUGAGUGGUGAGCACUCCGUAAAUAUCAAAUACAUGUUUCGAAUCUUUUACAGCUUCCUCAGGUAAAAACUGAAUACUAUCAGAAUAUUUCAAUUCGGGACUCGGCUCCAAGUUAUCACAGGCUUCAAUUUUAUUUAUAACUGGUUUGAUGAAGCUAAGCACUUCUACGUCAGAACCUUGGCUAAGCAAAUCGUCAAGGAAAUAAGCUAUAUCCCUGGCAUUUUUAAUUUUCUUUUGUAAACGCAGCUUUUCUUGGAUGAUUUGCUGCAUUUUUUCGUCACGGAUUUGACGGAUUUGGUCUAGGAGGUUGCUUUUGUGCUCUUCUAUUGAUUUUAUGUAAUCUUCAAUGAACUUUUC